AUGGCGACCCUCGGAACCCGUCCUGCCGAACCACCACUUCAGUAUCGACCUGACCGAGCUCAAUAUGAGGAGCGAGGUCGCCUUCGAAGGGAAACAGAGGACCUUCCUUCAGCUCUACCACCCGGGUUUCCCGCAAGGCUGGAGUCACCUUUAGUCUGGGAUGGCAAAGAGAUGCAGAAGCGCACCGACUGGAUCUACGAGCUGAAUGAUGCGCAAUUGGCUGAGAUUGAUAGUGCACUCAAAAGCUUCAAAGCACUCGAUAAGCCCCUCGGAUUCAUUGACCAAACGACGUUUCCCCUACCGAACCUCCACGCUGAACUGAGAAAGCUCUCCAGAGAACUGCACCUUGGCCGAGGAUUCUUUAUAAUCCGCGGACUCCGGAUAGACGAAUACUCACGAGAAGAUAACAUGAUAAUCUAUGUUGGAGUCUCUGCCCACGUCGCGGACGUCCGCGGACGUCAACAGGACACCCGCUUCAGCGCUGGGAAAUCCUUGAUCGUCUCGCACAUCAAAGAUCUCAGCCGAACAAAGGACGCGGCAAAUAUUGGAGCACCUUCGAACACAGCCGACAAGCAGGUUUUCCACACAGAUGGAGGGGACAUCAUUUCCUUAUUGUGCCUGAACCCUUCCCCCCAGGGCGGGGAAAGCUAUAUCGCCAGUUCCUGGCAUAUCUACAACAUUCUGGCCCAGCAGCGUCCGGACCUGAUUCAUACUCUUUCCCAAGACUGGCCGUUUGACGGGUUCGGUAAUGUUGAUCGCCCGUACUCGCAGCGACCUCUGCUAUUCCACCAGCCCGCAACCCAAACAAAACCAGAACGCGUGAUGAUGCAGUACGCCCGUCGCUACUUCACUGGUUUCCAAGCCCAACCUCGCUCCCCUGAGAUCCCACCGGUCAGCCAAGCGCAGGCUGAAGCCCUGGACGCGCUGCAUUUUCUUUCCGAAGACAACUGCGCCUCCCUAGAUUUCAAAAAGGGCGAUAUACAGUACAUCAACAACCAUAGUAUUUUCCACGCCCGCAAUGGAUUCACGGAUGAGCCGGGGAAUGAGCGACACCUGUUGAGACUCUGGCUGCGGGAUACUGAAUAUUCCUGGGACACUGCGGCGCAGCUACAUGAACGCUGGGAGCAUGUCUAUAAGGAUGUCAACCCGGAGGACCAAGUGUUCCCCCUCGAGCCGAAUGUGCACAAAUCCUUGGGGUCGUAG
This is a messenger RNA of Penicillium pulvis, 1203 nucleotides long. Its product is annotated as TauD/TfdA family dioxygenase. The transcript has 4 exons. The record is from RefSeq and is a predicted model, not a curated record. Bases 1 to 1203 code for a protein of 400 amino acids. Lineage: Eukaryota; Fungi; Ascomycota; Eurotiomycetes; Eurotiales; Aspergillaceae. Gene Ontology annotation, molecular function: oxidoreductase activity.